Molecule: messenger RNA, 7801 nt
Organism: Nothobranchius furzeri (turquoise killifish)
Lineage: Eukaryota; Metazoa; Chordata; Actinopteri; Cyprinodontiformes; Nothobranchiidae
Gene: abcb9
Product: ATP-binding cassette, sub-family B (MDR/TAP), member 9
Biological process (GO): oligopeptide export from mitochondrion
Cellular component (GO): mitochondrial inner membrane
Molecular function (GO): ATP hydrolysis activity; ABC-type oligopeptide transporter activity; ATP binding
Source: RefSeq, a predicted model, not a curated record
AUGAUAUCUAUGUUGUACACAUACAGGUGUGACACUCCUAUGACAGGCAGAGCUUAAUGCCCAGGAAGACUCAGGGCAUUCCGGUUUGAGCUUUAAAAUCUCUUCAUGCACUUCUACGAUUACAAAUCUAACUGAAGUUUGCAUCUAUUCACCAGACAAAAAACCAAGAAGUGUGUCCGGGUACUAGUCAGGUCUGUGGUGAGUCCUCUGUAACACACACGAUCUUUGACGCCGGCUUUUCUGCCUGUAGUUCUCAGGCUCGCGCUACUGUACGGACUCUGGGCUUCUGUCGUGGAUGUGGGCGCACUGAACGGAUCUUUUAUAGGAAACAGAGACGAACAGCGUGGUUAAUAUUACUGUGAGCCGUUAGGAAUCCAACUAACAUGGAGUUAUUUAUUACCUGACGUUGCUAAGUUAGCUGUCGAAACAGCCUGCCACCUGCUGGUACUGUAAUGUGGGUUAUCUGAACCGGUGUCGUUACCUCACAUGAUGAUGAUUAGUUGACACGUUUUGUUUCUGUACCUUUUAGCUAGCUAGCUGGCUGCAGACGACCGGUGGGCCUUCAAAAUAAAGUUUUAAGAUGUAAAAUAUGGAUAGUUCUUUAUUUUUCUGCUCAUUGAAUACGUUUACCUCGUGUUAGGGUAUUUGUAAACGUAUGAUCAGUCUGAUCAGGCUUUGCGGAUUUUAGUCUAACCACCAAGGAGUUUAUUUUGAAAGCGUUUCUGGGACAGUGAAGGAGCAGCAUCUCUGAGCUUUGACCCUUCUGGUUACUAGAAUGGGCACAGAAGUGGCUGUGAGCUGCACCAUGUUGUUCAUUGUGCUGGACGUCCUCCUCACUACUGUCCUGUACAUCCACGGGUCUCAUCUGAGGAGAUUUACUCAAGAGGCUCUGGAUUUUAACAUCUUGGGGUCUGCCUUGGACCUCUGGGGCACCGUGCUGCUCAGAGCGUCCUUCCUGUUGGGAGCCUCCAUAGGGGUGUCAUGGAACAAGCAGGAGGGCCCUUCAAGGGUGGCCAAGUUCACCAUCCUUGUUCUCCUUACCUUCAUGCUAGUUAUUACCUACAGCCUGGCCAAGCUCCUGAUGCUGAGCGAGCAGGAGUCUCUCAACCACCAGCCAUGGUCCCUCAGCCUGAUAUGCUGGACCUGUGCCUCCUCUCUGGGUGUCAUUCUGUUCUGGAAGCAACUUGGGAGAGCAUCAAACUCUGUGAGCAGUCUCAGCAGCAGACAGGGCUUUGAGGACACUGAGAAGCUGGUGGAGACAGCUGGUGAAGAGGAGAAGGAAGAAGAGAAGACCAGCUCUCGAGCUACACUUGGGCGCCUGCUCUCCUACUCUAGGAAGGAUUCUGGGCUACUUUCUGUAGCUGUCCUCUUCCUCAUCAUCUCUGCUUUGUGUGAAGCCUUCAUUCCAUACUAUUAUGGGGUAGCCAUAGACAGCAUUGUGGUUCACCAGAGUAUGGAGUACUUUGCUAAGCCUGUGGUCACAGUGGCUGUUCUGGCAUUAGUCAGUUCAUUUGCCAUGGGAGUGCGAGGAGGAGUCUUCACCCUGACAAUGGCCAGAUUAAACCUGCGGCUCAGAAACCAUCUCUUUAGAACUUUAAUGAGUCAGGAAAUAGCUUUUUUUGAUGAAAAUCAUACUGGAGACAUCCUUUCACGCCUGUCAGCCGACACCACCCAGGUGAGCGACCUCAUCUCCCAGAAUGUCAACAUCUUUCUGCGGAGUGCCAUCAAGGGUGUCGGGUUCUUCAUCUUCAUGUUUAAGAUGUCCUGGAAACUCACUUUGGUCACUGUCAUGGGAUUUCCUUUCAUUGCCCUCGUCUCAAAAGUUUAUGGGGAAUAUUACAAGAAACUGACCAAAGAGGUGCAGACAACUCUUGCAGAAGCUAAUAAGGUUGCAGAAGAAACUAUCUCGGCUAUGAGGACAGUGCGUAGCUUCGCCAAUGAGGGUGGAGAGGCCGACUCCUACUAUGCAAAGCUCUUUGUCAUGUUUCAGCUGAACAAAAAACAAGCCCUGGCCUACGCCUGCUACAUGUGGUCCAGUUCUACUUCCGAACUUGCUCUUGAGGUUGCUGUCCUUUACUAUGGAGGCCACCUUGUCCUCACUGGUCAGAUGAGCAGUGGAGGCUUGAUUUCUUUCUUCAUUUACAUGCUGGAGCUGGGAGAAUGUUUUGCGAGCAUUGCAUCAGUAUACACGGGUCUCAUGCAGGGAGUAGGAGCUGCUGAGAAGGUGUUCGAGUAUCUGGACAGGAAACCCAAACAUCCAGCUGAGGGCGCAGAUGCUCCAGACAUAUGCACUGGUCUGGUUGAAUUUAAAGACAUUACCUUUGCCUACCCAACACGCUCUGAGACUGAUAUCCUCAAGGGAGUGUCCUUUACUCUACGACCUGGGGAGGUGACUGCUCUGGUGGGGCCUUCAGGCAGUGGAAAGAGCUCCUGUGUGAGUCUGCUGGAAAAUUUCUAUGUCCCACAGCAAGGCCACGUGCUGCUGGAUGGAAAACCCGUCAACACAUUUCAACACAGCUAUCUUCACUCCAAGGUUGCUCUGGUGGGACAAGAACCUGUGCUGUUUGCGCGAACAGUUAAAGAGAACAUCGCCUACGGACUGAGUGACGUCUCUAUGGAGGCUGUGGUGCAGGCUGCCACCAAAGCUAAUGCUCAUGAUUUUAUAAGCGCCCUCCCCAGAGGAUAUGACACAAGUGUUGGAGAGAAGGGCACACAGCUGUCUGGAGGACAGAAACAACGGGUGGCCAUCGCCAGAGCUCUCAUCCGUAACCCACGUGUUCUGGUCCUGGACGAGGCCACCAGCGCUCUGGAUGCUGAAAGUGAACACAUUGUUCAGCAGGCUUUGAACAACAUCAUGCAGGAGCACACGGUGAUGGUGAUCGCCCACCGACUCAGCACCGUGGAGAAGGCUGACAACAUCGUUGUGAUCGAUGGAGGCCUUGUGGCUGAACAGGGGUCUCAUGAUGAGCUGAUGGCGAGCGGCGGACUUUACUGUAAGCUGGUGCAGAGGCAGGUCCUGGGCAACGAGAGCAGGGCGGAGGUCCUCAACCCAGCAGAGAACAUCAGGUGGAAGUCGAGUAGCGGACAGCUGCGGAAAAGAGUAAAUAGCAACAGCAGUGGCAGCGAGUCGGACUACAAUAUGCGCUACUGAAGCUGCUGUGUGUCAGGAUUUCUAAGUGCAAUAAGAGGUAAUGGUUCACACUAGUGAAUUAUCGGGCAUGUCCAAUUACAUGGGUUUGGGUGAAUUUACCCCAGAAACGGCUUAAUGUGAUGCUACAUAUCAAAACUUAUUUGUGCUAUCAGCUUUAAAAAUAGAUAAUAUACAACUGUUGAUGUCCUGGGCCUACACGAUGGUGUAGUAGCACUUUUGCCUCACAGCAAGACGGCUGCAGGCUUGAUGCCUCGCUCUGACUUUUCUGCAUCGUAUUUACACAUUCUUCUGUGCAUGUGUAGCUUUUCUCUGGGUACUCCAGUUUCCCACAGGCCAAAAAGAUGCAUGUUAGGUUUGUGUGGAUAGUUUUUUGUCUGUGUGUGUCCCUGUGAUAGACCAGGGACUUGUCCAAGUGUGCUCCCUGUAGCCCUGUACAGGAAUGAGUGGGUUGCCACUCACCACACUCCAGCUAGACCCAUUUGUUGUUCUACUGACUUAACUCAGGAUCCACUUUGCUUCUGAACUGGCUAUGGAGAGAGUUUGUAAACGGCCUAAGCACUGUCAGAAGAGGAGACGGUUGAUGUUUCAGCUGAUAGUUCUGUUUGAUGGAACAAGUAAAGUUUGUUUCAAAUACUGUGGAUGAAAACAUAUGCCUUCAGUAGAAAUAAAUAAUUUAUUCCUUAUGAAAGCACAUGAGUUAAAACAAUACAAUGUGAUACUUGGACUAUGCAGUUUCCAACGUUAAAGAAUAGAGUUCUUACAAGAGAAUGUAAUCCUUAAAAUGCUUGAAUUUAAUGUGAUAUUUUGAAGGUUUUAAAGUUGCUUAUUCUUGAAACUGAAGCUGAUUUAAGCAGAAUAAAAUUAUUUUUACAGCACAAGGAAAUUAAACAAUCAUUAAGCAUAUAUGUAUUGUUUGUGUGUGUAAUAUGACCCAGUUACUGAAAAAUGUGUUGGAACCCUGAGAGAGACCUUCCCAGUCAUGAAAAACAGGCCUUAUUUUUGACUGUUUUAUCCAUAUCAUCAUGUUAUGAUGUCUUAAAUGGUAUAGUAGUUCUAUGGUCUAUACCUGGGGUUCUCAAUCCUGUUCCGGCAGGGCCGGUAUCCAUGAUUUAGUUGUUUCCCCACUUUAACACACCUAAUUUUAAUUAGUAGAUGAUUGGAGCGGAGAAACAACGAAAACAUACUGGCUGGACCAGGACUGAGAACCUAACCAAACAUGUUUAUGAAGUUGGUUGCACUAAAUCCCUCUCACAUAAAGCCAUCUCAGCAAUUUUAUUCUUGGCAGUUUCAGUAUCUUUCAGAAUGAGCCAGUUCAGGCUCUUUCACUACAAAGGACCUAUAUCAUGCAAACAAAAAAACAACCAAAACACUUUUGGGGCAUUUGACCAAGUUUUAUUGUUAUUUCCUCAUGAAAAAACAACCUCGAAGCGAUUUUUGGCUUCACACAUACAUUUUCCUGUCUCAGCUGCAAAUCUUCUGAUCUGCCUAGUGGAUCCAUCCAGUUAGUCUCAAAUCUGAAUUCUUCCUCACCAGGGGCCUCAUUUAUCAAGCUUGCUUACGCACAAAACUGGGUUGGAAAGCUGCGUAAGCAACUUUCCAUGCAAACUUUGGGAUUUAUGAAAGAACUUAGCAGGAAAAUGUGCGCAACUUUAAGUUGACUAAGGACCUGGCUUACACACAUGUUGGACAUGGAGAGCACCUGCAGUGCUGCUGCUGAGAAGGAUAACAUUAUGAAAUCCUGCAGCAUUAUCACUUGUACUGCUUCGUUUUCACACAGAACAAGACCCCCCCCCACACACACACACACACACACUCAGCCUGAAGCGCAGAAUACGGAAUGCAGAACAUCAGCAGGGGGACAGAUUGAGACAGAAUGCCAUGCGUCUGUGACAGUGUGUGUGUCCUGUCACUGUGACCUGAUUGAUCAUGCGCCCUGGCUAUUUAGACAAGGGAGAUCUCCAUUUGGCUAACUGGUUAGCGCGCGUGACUUUCACCUGGGAGUCUGGGGAUUGAAUCCCGAUUUAACCAUUUUUUUUUAUAUCCACCACAGAUCUCUCUGAAGAAUUCACAACAUUGACGGCUUCAGCAACGCUGUGCCACUCCGUGGAUUUUCAUUAUUUGUUUUGCAAAAGCACUUCCUUUCAUUUUUCUACCUCACCCACAGGUACCUCAACUUCUGCUUGUGAAAUAGCGCUUCCUUGAUCUGCCUUGAUCUACGGUCGCCAUCGUCACUGACGGAGCGCUGCAACAAGCUGGCUUAUGUUUAUGCAUGAGAUCCACAAGGCACUUUGCAUUGACUAUUUAUGGCAGUAAGUGGGCGUGGUGAGGGCAGGAUGGGACUAAAAAGCAGCUGAGAACAAUUCUAAAUAGUUUCUGAUUUAUGAAGUGGAGAUUGCGUGCAGCUGUGCGUACUCCAUGUUUGAUAGAUCACAAACCUUGGCGUAAGUACAUUUUUUUGGUUGAGCUUAAGUACGGUUUUAGUAACGAUUCUACGCAAUGUUUGAUAAAUGAGACCCCUGGACUGUAAACACUAACACCCAGUCUCUCAGAGCAGCUAGCAGGGAGUUCAUUCUCCACAGAUGUGAAAAAACUAUCUUUUUUAUUUAAUCUGCACUUUAAAUCAUGCCUAGAACCUGAAAUUGUAUUUUUGUCUGUGAGAGAUACAGAAUCCCUGUUUAGUCUUAUUUAAAAGAGUUUCCGUAGAAAUGGUUGUAGCGAGCCAGAAAGUGAUUGUGAUUUCAGACUGCUUGUUAAAUUCCGCCAUUGGGUGAGUUUUCAGAUGGAUUACUUCUUCAAACCGGUGCCAUUCUAGGCCAGGGUGGUUAACAACCAAAAUACUGAGAUGUGAGUUAUGAAUGUUUUGUCCCCGUGAUGGACUGGAGACCUGCAGGGUGUCUUCCGCAUCUCCCUCACUGCUCGAGCCAGCUCCCUGACCUAAUGAGGAAACGCAUUUCAGGAAGUGAAUGUGUGAGUAACCUACUAGGGCCCAAUCUCAAUGCUCCUGACGGGCCCAUCACUGCGGUCUUCAGCAAAGUGCAUUUGGACAAAGUGCGCAGAAGGGUUUGAGUGCGUAAUACACAAGUGAGCAUUGCGUCAUCGAUCGCAACGCAUGCCGGGAUGCUGGUCGCUGUGAAACUUUUUUCAAAAACCUUUAGUAACAACUUUCAAACAAACAACAAAGCUACUUUUUAAAUAAAUUUAACUUCAUUGCUGCUUUGUCUAAAACAGGGGUGUCAAACUCAAAUUCACACGGGGCCGAAAUGAAACUCUGGGACGAAGUCGCGGGCCAAUAUUCAUAUUUUUUGAAAAAGUGAUGGCAAAUUUGCACAUUUUCUUUAUCAACAUAUAUGCAAUUUUGAACCUUUAAAUUUGGAAACAAACAUUUCUGCAUUAACACUGAAUGUGGAAUAACCAAAUUACACACGAGCAAGUCUGUUUUAAAUAAAAGGCAUCAGUGGUAUUCAUUACUUGUGGUAUAAUCAGCAUUUUUAAAAUCUAUUCAGGAUUAAUGUUUUCUUGUUUAUUCAUUUUUCUUAUUUUUAUUCUCCUUUUUUUCUCCUGUAAUACGUGUCAUCGCUGCUGUGACGUCUAGCUUUCCCCACUGAGGAACAAUAAAGGGAUUUUCUAUUCUAUUCAUCUAUCUGCAGCCUUUCCACUUCCUGUUUACUGUAGGUUAAAUCUUUUCUCACGGGCCAACAACAAAACAAAAAUAUAAUUUUAUCUUAAAUGAAAAUGCAACAUCUCACCUGUUAACUUUCAUGUUUUGGAGCAGAAAAAGAGCAUAAAACCAACAUAUUUAAAGCUCAGUUUGCUCCACUGGUUUACUGUGAUGCUCACCUGUUCCAGCCAGAUACCUGCAUCAUGGGGUUGAUCUGAGCUGAGGAGGAGACUCCUGUUGUUUUGUUCAUCUUCAUCAUAAUAAUGACAACAUUAGAUGACAACAGGUGCUCACAUAGGUUUGUGCUGCUGAACAUGUCUGAGCAGCUUGACCACGUUGUUGUGUGUCGGGGAGGAAACACAACCACAGCAGCCACAGAGUCGAGCUGGUUUGAGUGUGUCGCUGCUCGCUGGAGUUAUAUCGGCUCGUCUAGACGUUAGUUGGAAAACUUUCUCUUUCAGUCGUGAACACAUUACUGAGCGGCUAGAAUCUCAGUUUCUGGGCUUCAACGUCAGAAAAUAGCUGAGUGAACUCGGCGCUGAGUGAAAGGAGUGUUUAAUUUGUCCGAGACAGCAGAGCUGCAGACACCGGCAGCAGACGCCGGAAAAAACACAGCGGAGGGGGCGCUUCGGCUUCGCGCUAACACCGCAAAGCAUCAUGGGAGUUGUAGUCUUUAGGGUAAAAUCAGCCAGUGGGUCAGUUUUAAUAUAUUUUUGACAUUUAUCUCGCGGGCCACAUAAAAAUGCUCCACGGGCCGCAUCUGGCCCGCGGGCCUUGUGUCUGACACAUGUGGUCUAAAACAUUCAGAGCACCAACUAAUCGUCCUAAAAUGAACUAAUUUCAUUAGAAAAUACAUAUUUUCAGAAAAGGAACUUGAGCCUUUUUGCCCGCAGCAAUGACUUGUGGGUAAUUCCCUUCCCCGAGGUCUUGGGUGAAGUGCAGAUUAAAGUCCAUCUUUUAAGUAGUUUUAAAAUCAAAAACAUCUAUCACAU